Messenger RNA from Cryphonectria parasitica EP155, 826 nucleotides. RefSeq lists its product as uncharacterized. Gene Ontology annotation, biological process: proton transmembrane transport. Gene Ontology annotation, cellular component: proton-transporting V-type ATPase, V0 domain. The record is from RefSeq and is a predicted model, not a curated record. Lineage: Eukaryota; Fungi; Ascomycota; Sordariomycetes; Diaporthales; Cryphonectriaceae. The coding region runs from base 1 to 603 and encodes 200 amino acids. Gene Ontology annotation, molecular function: proton-transporting ATPase activity, rotational mechanism. The transcript is spliced from 5 exons.
AUGAGCACCUUAUACUCUCUCGGAGGCCUGACCGGCGUGCUCGGUGUGAUAGGAGCUUAUAUGCUCUUCACCGGUUCUGGCGAGGCCUUCAACGUCGGCGCGUUCCUUGAAUCUAUCUCGCCCGCAGGAUAUGGCGGCAUAGGCAUCGGCCUCUGCAUCGGCCUGUCAGUUGUGGGAGCAGCAUGGGGCAUCUUCAUAACCGGCUCCUCGAUCGUCGGCGGUGGCGUCCGUGCCCCGCGCAUCCGCACGAAGAACCUCAUCUCCAUCAUCUUCUGCGAGGUCGUCGCCAUCUACGGCGUCAUCAUGUCCAUCGUCUUCUCCGCCAAACUCGCCGGCGUCCAGGGCGCCGAACUCUACGACGCCAAGACCUACUACACGGGGUUUGCGCUGUUCUGGGCUGGCCUGACGGUGGGCAUGUGCAAUCUGAUCUGCGGUGUCGCGGUCGGUAUCAAUGGCAGUGGUGCCGCGCUGGCAGAUGCUGCGGACCCUACGCUAUUCGUCAAGAUCCUGGUCAUUGAGAUUUUCAGCUCUGUCCUCGGUCUGUUUGGCCUGAUCGUGGGCUUGCUCGUCUCCAGCAAGGCGACCGAAUUCGGUGAGGCGUAGAGGAGGUGGAGCAACAGAUGCCAGCGAGGUGUGAAUUGUAACAAGUUCAAUAUCGGGAUUCAAGAAGGUUGUGGCCUGCCGGGGAGGUGUUGCUUGGUCAGAAAAUCAUCGUCACAUUUCAAGGCGUUUGGGGGAUAGCAUAAGAGAAGGGAAGCCGUCAAAUUUUCAGGUGUACACUACUACUACUAUCUUACAAACCAUCGAAGGGAAUUCAUCACAUACC